This is a messenger RNA of Thecamonas trahens ATCC 50062, 1486 nucleotides long. RefSeq names its product signal recognition particle protein 1. Gene Ontology annotation, molecular function: ATP hydrolysis activity; 7S RNA binding; GTP binding. The transcript is spliced from 2 exons. The record is from RefSeq and is a predicted model, not a curated record. Bases 31 to 1470 code for a protein of 479 amino acids. Lineage: Eukaryota; Apusomonadida; Apusomonadidae. Gene Ontology annotation, biological process: SRP-dependent cotranslational protein targeting to membrane, translocation; SRP-dependent cotranslational protein targeting to membrane. Gene Ontology annotation, cellular component: signal recognition particle, endoplasmic reticulum targeting; cytosol.
CCUCACUCUGCAAGACACACAUUUGACAAAAUGGUGCUUGGAGCGCUUGGGUCGCGUAUUUCCGAUGCGCUGCGCAAUAUGUCCAACGCCAUGCUUGUGGACGACAAAGUGCUCAACGAUAUGCUGAAGGAGAUCGGCAACGCCCUCAUUGCCGCCGACGUCUCGGUCCCGCUUGUCCUCAACCUACGCAAGGCCAUUACCCAGCAGGUGAACAUGGAGGAGAUGGCCCAGGGCAUCAACAAGCGCAAGCUCAUCCAGACUGCUGUCUUCCAGGAGCUCAUCAACCUGGUGGACCCCGGGCACAAGCCGUACGUGCCGGUCAAGGGCCAGACGAACGUCAUCAUGCUUGUGGGACUGCAGGGGAAUGGCAAGACGACGACGGCGGGAAAGCUCGGGUACUACUACCAGCGGAAGGGGUGGAAGGUCGGUCUUGUGUGUGCGGAUACCUUCCGUGCUGGUGCCUUUGAUCAGCUGAAGCAGAACGCCACCAAGGCCCGCAUCCCGUACUACGGCUCGUACACCGAGACCUCGCCCGUGGUGGUCGCCGCCGACGGCGUGGACAAGUUCCGCGAGGAGGGCUUUGAGAUCAUCAUUGUCGACACCUCGGGCCGCCACAAGCAGGAAGAGGCGCUGUUUGAGGAGAUGGCCGAGGUUGCCGAGGCUGUCGAGCCCGACACCACCAUCUUUGUCAUGGAUGCCGCCAUCGGUCAGGCUGCGCAGGACCAGGCCGAGGCCUUCCGCGAGCGAGUCGACGUCGGCUCGGUCAUCAUCACCAAGAUGGACGGUUCCGCAAAGGGUGGUGGCGCGCUCUCGGCCGUCGCGGCCACUCACUCGCCCAUUGUCUUCAUCGGCAUGGGCGAGCACAUCGACCAGCUCGAGCCGUUCGACGCCUCGUCGUUUGUCUCGCGCCUCCUCGGCCGCGGCGACAUCAUGGGUCUCGUCUCCAAGCUCCAGGACGCCGGCAUUGACCAGCAGCCCGAGCUGCUGGAAAAGCUCAAACAGGGCGUGUUCACCCUCCGCGACAUGGCUGACCAGUUCCAGAACCUGUUGCAGAUGGGCCCCAUCUCGUCGGUCAUGUCCAUGAUGCCUGGCAUGUCGUCGUCCAUGCUCAACUCGGGCUCGGACGAAGAGUCGGCCCGCCGCAUCAACAUGUUCCUCUCCAUCAUGGACUCGAUGACCAAUGAGGAGCUCGAUUGCGACGUCAAGUUUAACCCGUCGCGCAUUGCCCGUGUCGCCCGCGGCUCCGGCACCUCGGUCAACAUUGUUUCGUCGCUGCUCGACGAGUUCAAGCGCUUCGCAAAGGUCUUCAAGAAGAUGAAGGGCCUCAACAUGAACUCGCGCAACGGGCCUGACCUUUCCAAGGUCCUCGACCCGCGCAUGAUCCAGCAGAUGGGUGGCCGCUCCGGCCUGCAGUCCAUGAUGAAGUCGUUCGGCAACAUGAUGAAGGGCGGCAAGCUGCCAGGCAUGUAAAACGCAUCUCACUCGA